AUGUAAUUGUUUUGCUUAUUUGCCUUGCUUUGCCUUUUGAACACAAUUAAUGCAUCAUGCGAACUUAUUAAUGGAAAAUGUACAAAUGAGUGUGACUUAUUGAAUAAUAAGUGUGUUUCCAAGAGCUGCCUUCCUUUUAUGAGUAAAUUGGGAGACUCUCAAACAACCCCAUUCAAAGGAACAAUUGAAUAUAUUAAUGAAACUCUUGAUUUGAAUAUAACAAUAAAAUAUACUGAUCCCUAGUUCGCAGAUGCUGCAAAUCAAGGCAUAACAGUAGGAGAAAAUGCUGCUUCAUGUUUAUCACUUAAACUCUAUAAAUAUCCUAAUAAAAACUAUGAUAUAUAAGACUUAUCCUCUUACACUAUCAAUUACAUCAACGAUGGUUCAAGCGCAAGAGCAUAUUAAUUCACUAUUCCAAGCAAAGACUUUGUAAAAGAACUCUAAUUAUCAGAUGAUGGAUCCACUUACUUUUUCAAUGGAUAUUUUAGUUUGAAUUUUAACAUUGAAGAUAAUAUACAAAGGAUUAUCCUUUUCGACUUCCUCGUUGGUGUAGAGAGAACAUCGACUGGACAAAGGAAUACUACCUUUGGAAGUUUGAGUUCAACUUCAAAUUUUACUUGCCAAUCAGAAUGUACAACAACUGUUUCAAGUUCACUUUAAUUCUGUCCUGAUUAAAUGUGUGUGUCACCAAUUGACAAACCUAAUUUAUACUUGAAUGAUCAAAUUUGGCUAAAACAUUCUUUAACUAAAUAAGGAACAGAAAACUAUUAUUUAAUCAAUCCGGAAAUUUAUUUUACAGGAGAUAAGUUAUUCAAAAAGGCAAAUAUUAAAGAACAAAUAAUAUCCUAAAAAGGAUAUGCCAUGUAUUUGAUUGAUGUCGAGAUUGCAUGGACACCUAUAACAAUAUCAGCAAAGGCUAUGAUAUCUUCAAUAGCAGGAUCAAGAAUAUUACAUGAAUAAUCUAGAUUAUUAGAACUAGCUUAGUCAUCAACUUUAGCCAUUACUUCAGAAGUAGGAUGUGUUAAAGAUAAAGAAACUAAUGAAUGCAUUAAUUGUGAUCAAUCAUAGAAUGUUAAUAAUUAUGAUCCACCUUAAUUAGAUGGAUGUCCAUUAAAUGCUAAAAUUUUGAUUAUUGGAACAUUGAUUUUAGUUGCUUUUUUCAUUUGA
Messenger RNA from Paramecium octaurelia, 1167 nucleotides. The record is from the annotation of a GenBank genome assembly. NCBI's taxonomy places the organism in Eukaryota, Ciliophora, Oligohymenophorea, Peniculida, Parameciidae.